AUGUUGUCACUUCUCCUCUUGCUAACCUUCCUCUCACUACUACUUGUUUACACCGCGAAGAAGUCGCCUUCGACCCCUAACUGGCCUCUCUUGGGAAUGCUUCCAUCCCUCAUUUGGAACCUCUCCCGCCUCCACAAAAUCGCAAACAGAAUCCUCAGGGACAACGGCGGCACCUUCCUAUUCACAGGCCCGUCCUUCACAAACCUCAACUUCCUCGCCACAAGCGACCCCGUCAACGUCCAACACAUCUUCACCAAGAACUUCGCCAACUACCCCAAGGGACCGGACCUCAAGGCGGCGUUGGAGCCCUUCGGAGAGGUCAUAUUCAACACCGACGGCGACGCCUGGGAGAUGAGGAAGGGGAUCAUCCACACCCUCAUCAAAAACCCCCGGUUCGAGCGGCUCCUGAUGACAACCCUACGCCACAAACUUGCCAACAGCCUGAUCCCGGUCCUCGACCACGCCUCGAGAAACGACGUCGUUCUGGACUUGCAGGACGUGAUGGCGCGGUUCAUGUUCGACCUCAACUGUUUGCUCCUCCUGGGGAUCGACCCGGGGUGCCUCUCCACGAGCUUUCCACGUGUCCCGUGCGCAGAGGCGUUUGAUGUGAUCGAAGAGGCCAUUUUCUACCGCCACUGCGUGCCGCAGUGGGUUUGGAAGGCGAUGCGGUGGCUUCGGGUCGGGUGGGAAGGCAGGACGAUCGAAGCUGAGGGAUGCCUUAAUGGUUUUCUGGGUGAAAAGAUCAGAGCGAAGGUGGCGGAGAAACAGGCUGCGGAUGGGAAGGAGAGUCUUGGAACCCGACAUGCUUCCCAGCGGCCACGUCGUGGGUAA
Linum trigynum is the source of this 831-nucleotide messenger RNA. The record is from the annotation of a GenBank genome assembly. NCBI's taxonomy places the organism in Eukaryota, Viridiplantae, Streptophyta, Magnoliopsida, Malpighiales, Linaceae.